AUGCUCGUUGAUAAUGUUGACUACCUAGUGAAUUCCGUGUCUCUGAAGCUUAACACUUUUGACAUAUCACCCCAAGCCCCGCAGGUGCUACUCAUGAUGAUGAGGUUAUGUGGGGCAUCGCUUAUCCCAUAUCUGGAUGACCUGGUUGGAUCGAUAUUUACAGUGUUGGAUGCUUUCCACGGCUACCCUAAACUGGUGGAGCUUCUGUUUUCUGUUUUAGGAGCUAUUGUGGACGAAGGGGCAAAGAGACCAGCACAACUAGCUAUCACAGACUCAGAUACCAAUGAACCCGUCAAUCACCGGAAAAGACCCCUUACAUCCCGUAGAAUUUCAGACAUCGCGAAUGAAUUUCAAAAAGGAAGGGAGAAGCGAGCUCGAGCCUCCGAACUCGAAGCCGGUGACAGCUUGGAAAAAGAAUCUCACCCUAGACGUCCAUGGGCUUCCGAGCACGAUGGGCUCAGACUCUUGGAUGAGGAUGAAAGUGAUAUAGGCUCAGAAUCAGAGGGACUGCCACCACCUACCACAGAAGAAAAGACUCUAAGCAGAUCUCACACUUUGCUCCUUAAUAUUGCCAAAUCCAUUCCACCCCAUCUCUCCUCACCAUCGCCAUUCCUACGACGCUCAUUACUUACCAUCUUGACCCGCGCGCUACCCAUCCUCGCACAUGAUGAAAACACCUUUUUACCCCUAAUUAACGACCUCUGGCCUUCCGUUAGCGCACGAAUUACCACCCCACAGACCCUCUCACCAAACUCGACCGCACUUACAACACCCCACACAGGCCCCGCACAAACCCGCAACUUCCCAGCCAGCAUCGACGAAUCCGGCAUCCAGGAAGAAGCAUUCGUAAUCUCUGCGUCGUGCUCUGCAAUCGGCGCCAUGUGCGAAGGCGCGGGGGACUUCAUGGCAUCUCGCAUUGAGCAUGAAUUCCCUCGGUGGAAGAAACUGUAUCUCCGCGCAUGGGAGCGAGUACGGCAGGACUCAGAACGGGCGGCGGAGAGGCAGCGACAGAGGAUAGAGAAGCAGGAACGUCUUAAUUCACGCACCGCCACGGGGAUGGAGUCGCUAACCCCUGACACUGGCAGCAAAAGCAAAAUUCCCGAUUCCACAACAUCAGUGACUGCACGAUCUAAGCCUCCACCACCGCCACCACCACCAGCGAGCACAAAGUCAUUCACCCCUCACAACUCCCUAUUCCAGGCCCUGACACGCCUGUUUACCACCAUUCUCCACAGCGUAUAUUUAGUAGCUGAUAUUAGAGACGAAAUUUUUGAGUGUCUCGGUGCGGCGAUAUCUUUCUUUCAGCCCGAUUAUUACUUCACGUAUGCAUGGCGCGAGCAUACGGAAUCCAAUAACGAGAAGCAGAUCGGUAAAACAGCAGGAGAGCAGAGAGCGGAAGCGACGUCAAGAACGGGAAAUAGAACGGGAACAGAAGAAUUUGCCCAGGCGAUUCAAGCUAUGCAUGUGCUGAAUGCGGAUUUGACAUGGUUUAUAUUUGAGAAAGGGAGGAGACAGAGCAGAGGCGGUAUCGAUGACGGGAACGGUGAUACAGUUGAUAGGUUGGCACGGGUGGGGCAAAAUAUUGAGAAGAGGAUUACGGAUAUGUUGAGGAGCCAGCUACAUUCGCAGUCGGAUUCACCAACGCAGGGAGAGCUUCGUUCAGCAGGAAGCAGGGGGUUGUGGAGGUUGGCGGAGGUGAUUGGAGCGUUUUAA
Histoplasma mississippiense is the source of this 1713-nucleotide messenger RNA. RefSeq lists its product with no specific name. The transcript has a single exon. NCBI's taxonomy places the organism in Eukaryota, Fungi, Ascomycota, Eurotiomycetes, Onygenales, Ajellomycetaceae. Bases 1 to 1713 code for a protein of 570 amino acids. The record is from RefSeq and is a predicted model, not a curated record. Gene Ontology annotation, biological process: chromatin remodeling. Gene Ontology annotation, cellular component: cytoplasm.